UCAUAGUGGUGGAAGCGGAAGUAAAUGUUGUGAUGCAGUGUUCCGCUGUGUAAACAAAAGGAGUCAAAUUAAAUUGAUUCACUGUAAACACGUUUAGUUCACGAUGUUAUGACAGCUUAUUAGUUUUUGUGCUUCAGCUGUUCCGAAUGACUGUCGUGAUAUUCCUUCCUUUUGGACAAUAACCGCACAAGUCUGUCAUGGACAGCGACAUGUCAGACUUUGAAAAACCUCCCAAACCCGGGAUGAGUCUAAGCCAGAGCAACACGCCUGUUUAUUGCAUUUGUCGCAAACCAGACAUCAACUGCUUCAUGAUUGGUUGUGAAAGCUGCAGUGAGUGGUUUCAUGGAGACUGCAUUAAUAUUUCUGAGAAGACGGCCAAAACCAUCCACGUGUGGUACUGUGAAAGGUGUCGAAGUAAAAAUAAUUCCUUGGAGAUCAAAUACCGUCCCAAAAAAAGCCGUGAGAAAGAUUCAGAGGCAGACGGGACCGAUUACCAGCCCGACACACCGGAUUUCAAAUCAGAUGGACGGCGAGGGUCACGGAUUAAGCGCUCCGCUCGCAUGUGUGGAGAAUGUGAAGCCUGCAUGCGCACAGAGGACUGUGGACUGUGCGACUUCUGUAAAGACAUGAAGAAGUUUGGCGGCCCGAAUAAGAUCAGGCAGAAAUGCCGACUGAGGCAGUGUGAAGUGCGGGCUAGGGUUGCCCCGCCAGUAAACACAUCAUCAGAGGAAAAGAUGAUGUCGUUGAAAGAGAAAAUGUUGCGAGUGAAGGAUGAAGAGUACUCCAUGUCUAAGGGCAGAGACUAUCAAGACGGCCCAAUGUCUGAAGACUACAGUGAGAAUGAGCUGGAGCUUUAUCAACAGUACUGCGCUGGGCAGUAUGGAGAACACAGCACGGGUUGGAACAGUGAUGAUGAUGAUGGUUCAUAUGCUGAUUCGGCUCUGAGAAAGAGAGCUGUUAAGGUCAAGCACGUUAAAAGAAGAGAAAAGCGAUCUGAAAAAAAGAAAGAGGAGAAUAAGCCUCGGAAGCACAAACCCAAACAGAAGCACCGAGACCGGGUGAGACACAGCGAGCGGCCAGAGGUUCGAGACAGUGGAGGAGCAAGACAGUGCCUCGGGCCCGGAUGUGUCGAAGCUGCACGCGCCAGCUCCAAAUACUGCUCUGAUGACUGCGGCAUGAAGCUCGCUGCCAAUCGAAUCUAUGAGAUCCUUCCCCAGCGUAUCCAGCAGUGGCAGCAGAGCCCGUGCAUUGCAGAAGAACAGGGCAAGAAACUUCUGGAGCGAAUCCGCCGUGAGCAACAGUCGGCUCGCUUGCGACUCACGGAGAUGGAAAAACGGUUCCACGAGCUGGAGGGUAUCAUCGCUAAGGCCAAACAGCAGGUCGUACAGUACGACGAAGAGGCCAACGAGGGCGAUGACGACACUGAUUUGCAAAUCUUCUGUGUGUCCUGCAGUCACCCAGUUAACCCCAAGGUGGCGCUGCGUCACAUGGAAAGGUGCUAUGCCAAGUAUGAGAGUCAGACAUCAUUUGGCUCCAUGUACCCCACACGCAUAGAUGGCGCUACACGGCUCUUCUGUGAUGUUUACAAUCCACAGAGCAAAACCUACUGUAAGAGACUGCAGGUUCUCUGUCCAGAGCAUUCAAGAGACCCCAAGGUUCCUGCGGACGAGGUCUGUGGGUGUCCACUGGUUCGUGAUGUGUUCGAACCCACUGGAGAAUACUGCAGGGUGUCCAAACGCAAGUGUAACAAACACUACUGCUGGGAGAAACUCCGCAGGGCCGAAGUGGACCUGGAGCGAGUCAGAGUGUGGUACAAAUUGGAUGAAUUGUUUGAGCAGGAGCGCAAUGUAAGAUUGGCCAUGACGAAUCGUGCAGGUCUCAUGGCCCUCAUGCUGCACCAGACAAUUCAACACGACCCAAUUACCCCAGACCUGAGAACCAGCAAGGACAGAUAAGAGAAAAUCUACAACUGCUGCCGAAGUCGCCUCACAUUUACGAAGAUUUGUCGGAGUCAGUGUCUUAGCUGUUGUUUUGUUAAAACUGUAAUUCAUGUAUGACACUCAUCUUGUUUCUGUAUUGUAUUUGCAUUAAUGUAACCCUUGGCUUCACUCUUUGAAUGGUGCUGUGACACCACUGGUUUGUUGUGCUUACAUUUUUUUAGAUUUUUAAUUAAUCUCAUAACCCUGUAUUGUGCAUUAAAAAACAUCUAGAGAUACAUUGAAACUGG
Molecule: messenger RNA, 2227 nt
Organism: Pimephales promelas (fathead minnow)
Lineage: Eukaryota; Metazoa; Chordata; Actinopteri; Cypriniformes; Leuciscidae
Gene: cxxc1a
Product: CXXC finger protein 1a
Biological process (GO): positive regulation of DNA-templated transcription
Cellular component (GO): Set1C/COMPASS complex
Molecular function (GO): DNA binding; zinc ion binding
Source: RefSeq, a predicted model, not a curated record